AGAAGUCCCCAGCUUUCCUGCAUGUCAAAACACGUUACCAGUACAACCUUGCAUAUGCAGAUGCAAAUGACGUGGUUGCGCGCGCAGUUGGCUUGGUGAGGCUUCAGAGGCCCACUCUUCACCCCUUCAUCCCUUCUAAAAGCACUGCGCCGCGCAGGACGACUUCUCAAUCUCAGAAUAUUCCUGUCCUAUCUGAAUCAUUCUUCUUUAAUCUCAGACACGAAAUCGACAAAAUGGGCCAGAAAAACUACAAGCGGCUGUACUACAACCUCCUACGCUCCCAGGAUAAUGAGGAGCAUACUCAAGAACACCCGAUCACUGAGUAUCCCCAGCCAGAGAUAAGCUCUUACACAACUCCUAUUGUCACCAUCAUCAUCGGCAAGAGCCGCUUCCAGGUCGCCGAAUACCACCUGCGCCCGUACUCCAGCCUCGAGCUUCAUUCAUCCGAGCUCAGGAUCAAUGACAUCAACGAAGACAUCGGACAUACCUUUGUCCACUUUCUCAGCACUGGCGCCUACGAAACAUUGAAGCCGACCGAUCUUGAUCCGGAAUCCUGCCCCUGGGCUCGCGAAUUCGAGCGAAGUGUGCAUGCAUACCAUGCUGCGAGACGUUACAACAUCUUUGGACUUGAGGAGCAUGCUAAGCGGUAUAUGGUAACCUUCAGCGAAGAGGUAUCUACGCGGCAGCUUCUGAAAACAGUCAGCAAGGUGUACUCGGAACUUCCGGGUCAUGAUUCAUGGUUUGAGGGAUUCGUCCGGGACAAGCUCACCUCGGCCUUUACCAAGGAUGAGUACAGCUUCAGAUACCGGGUUGUUCGCGAUGGACUGGGAUCAGAUGAUGAUUUCAACCGGUUCUUGAUGUAUACGACCUUGGAGAUCUACGCUGAAAAAUUGGCUUCCCUGCGGGAAGUUCCCGCGCCCGGACCGCAGCUGAACGGACACCAACCCAAUGGCCACGCCGAUAUUCAUUUCGACAAGGGCUCUGUUGUAGAGCAGCAACGGGAUGAUUCUCAUGGUGAGAAGGAAGACAGCUCGCAGCCAUAUCCGGAUGCGCCGCUGUCUGCGGACGACACUCCGACCGUUGUUAAUGCCGGCCAUUCACGACCAGGAUCGCCGGUCCCACCCUCAUCAGCCUUCCUCGACUCCCCAGCCCAGAAUGGCUUCAAUUGGGCCGAAUCGUGCAGUGAUUCUGCACCGAUCGACUUUCCGACAUUUGCACCUUCUCCGCCUCUAGUCAGGCGACCGAGUACGGCGUGGGCAGAUCCCGAACCAGAGCGAGAGGCAGAUCCAGAGCCGGAGCUGAAACCAGAGGCCAAGCCAGAGCCGGAGCUGCAGCUGCAGCCGGAGCUAGAGCCAGUGCCUGAGUUGAAGCCGGAGCCUGUGAAGCCGGAGCCUGUACCGGAGUCUGAGUCCGCGUUGAAAUCGGAGCUUGUGUUGCCGGAGCCUGUGCUGCCGGAGCCGGUGAAGUCGGAGCCUGUGUUCAAGUCUGAGCCGGAGCCAAUUCUGAAGCCCACCCCAGAGUCAGUGUUUAAGCCAGCAGAACCAGAGCCAAUGGGAAUCCCAAAGUCGGUAGUCAAUCUCCCAAAGCCAGAACCAAGCUUCGGGAUGUUUGGAAAGUCUGUACCGGCGAAUCUCCCAAAGUCGGAACCAGUCCCAAAGUCAGAGCCAGCCGAUGCGCCACCGGAGCAACCUCAAGCUCCCAAAAAAAAGAACAAGCCCAACUCGCACCGAAGAAAGAGAAAGGCGCAGGCGCUGGCCGCGGCUGCCCAAAACUCCGGAGUACUAGUCAACGAUUCGGCAGCAAAGCCGUCUCAUUGAUGGCGCAGAUCCUCAAAAGCAGUGUCUGCCACUGCUUUGUAUUACCAACCCGAAUUGUCACCCUCACUUGGAAUUUCCUUACAUCCCUUUUUCGCCCAGUAUCUCGACUUCAUAGGGAAGUCGUGGGGCUCCUACACUCGUUCGUCUCAUUUCUUAUGUUAGCCUAUUAUUCUUUGUUUG
Aspergillus sclerotioniger CBS 115572 is the source of this 1997-nucleotide messenger RNA. RefSeq lists its product as uncharacterized. NCBI's taxonomy places the organism in Eukaryota, Fungi, Ascomycota, Eurotiomycetes, Eurotiales, Aspergillaceae. The record is from RefSeq and is a predicted model, not a curated record. The transcript is spliced from 2 exons. Bases 234 to 1817 code for a protein of 527 amino acids.